ACCGUCGAUUCUGGGGGCUGUGGAAGCUGUCAGGAAAUUCCCCUGCUCAUUAAACACCGACCAGCCUCCUGGGCGGCAUUAAAUGAUGUCUAUUAAUUGUCAACGGGGUAACAAAGAAAAUUAAUACAAAUACAACGAUGCACUGAUGACGCACAAUCAUUUACAUUCGUCAGUUUUUUCAUUUGCAACCCCCCGCGGGAUAAGUACAUUAGGGUUAUUUGGUGGAGUGGACGCUCAUGACAUUUGACAAGGAUCACAUUUGUUCAAUUGUCAUAACACUUCACGAUAACGAUCCAGAACUUAUUCCGGAGAGACAAAGCUUUUCCCACAACGAACACAUCGUGUAAAUCAUCUCGGUCGCUUGAUUCUGGAAUCCUGGGGUUAUUAAAUACGAGAUUACAAUUGUGCGAAGGUUAGGAUAAAGGAACGUAAAUAUUACAUCAUGGGUUUGUAAAAAAAUACCACUUCAAUGGCAGUAUUGAUGGGAAUUAACGUACUGGAGCCUCAAUUGGCUCUCGUAUGGAAUUGACACGUUUUUUGUCACACGAGAACGUCGUCUUGGGGGUUUUCGAAAGAUGAUUCGUCACCUGGACUACCAAAUGGCUUUGGAAGACAGUGCCAACAUCUCAGGAAGGCUGCAGCAAGUACGAUUACUACCAAAUGACACUCAAGGAGGCCCAGCUGAGAGGGUCGCGACUUCUUCCCCGCAAAACAUGCAGAACAUCGGAAACAUUACGUUUUCAAAUGCCAGAAGAGCUGUGACAUUCUCUCUGGAUGAGGAGCAGUCACUGGGGAUAUUGAAUCGCCCCAGUGAGCCAUCAACAUCCUCUCGUAAUCAUCUUCCCAGUAAUUCAGCGAAUGCCCUUCACGUGGAGGCGAGAUCUUCCGGUGAAAAUUCCCAGGACGAACAGGCUCAGCCUCGAGCCCCACCCCAAGAUCAUGACCCACACAUGCCAUCGUCCCAAUUGUACAAUUGGCAGGGAACCAAGACCACCAUGAAAGAGAGAUUCGCUUUCUUAUUCAAUAACGAAAUCCUCUCGGACGUGAGAUUUCUGGUCGGCAGGGGGGCCCAACAGCAACGAAUUCCCGCCCACAAGCUGGUUCUGUCAGCGGGAAGUGCUGUCUUCGAUGCAAUGUUCAAUGGAACUCUGGCCACAGCCUCAGCGGAGGUCGAAGUGCCCGACGUCGAGCCCGCGGCUUUCCUUGCUGUCCUGUUAUUCCUGUAUACUGAUGAAAUACAGAUAGACCCAGAAACCGUCAUGACUACUCUCUACACCGCCAAGAAGUACGCGGUCUCUCCGUUGGAAAAGCACUGCGUCGAUUUUUUGAGAAGCCACUUAACGAGUGAUAACGCAUUUCUGCUCCUGACCCAGGCUAGACUCUUUGAUGAGCCACAACUGGCGUCUGUGUGCCUCGAUACUAUCGAUAAAUUCACUAAGGAUGCCCUCAAUGCUGAUGGAUUUGCUGAUAUUGAUAUCGAUACGCUUAUGGUGGUCUUGGGGAGGGACACCCUGAAGAUUCGGGAGUCCAAGAUUUUUCAGGCUGUCGUCAGAUGGUCCGAGGCUGAGUGUCAAAGGCAACAGCUGCCAGUGACGCCUGAAAACCAAAGAUCAGUCUUGGGAAGGGCCCUCUCCCUCGUUCGCUUUCCCUUGAUGUCAGUCGAAGAAUUUGCACUGGGUCCAGCUCAAUGUGGACUCCUGACAGAUCGCGAAGUUGUCUCGCUGUUCCUGUAUUUCACGGUGAAUCCAAAGCCGUCAGUGGGCUUCGAGGCGAUGCCCAGAUGCCGAAUGAUGGGGAAAGAGCUGACAGUUUGCAGAUUUCAACAGACCAAUGUCAGAUGGGGAUACAGUGGCACCAACGAUCGCAUUCGAUUCUGCACGGACAGACGGAUAUUCCUGGUUGGCUAUGGGGUCUAUGGAAGUGUUUACGACCCAGCCGAGUACGAAGUCCUCAUCGAACUAAUACACACUGCAUCUGGAAAAGUUAUAGCGACUAAUUCCACAAACUUCAGCUGCGAUGGCUCCAGCUAUACGUAUCGGUUGAUGUUUAAAGAGCCGAUGGAAAUCAUCCCUAACACUAUCUACACAGCUUCCGCCACGUUCAAGGGACCUGACUCCUAUUAUGGAACGAAGGGGAUGAGAUCUAUCACUGUUGAUUGCGAUUCUGAUAAGGGAAAAGUGAAAUUUCAGUUCAGCUUUGCCGCUGGCGAUAACAAUGGCACUACUAUUGAAGACGGACAAAUUCCAGAACUUAUAUUUUACACAUGAUUAUUCCGUGAAUAUGUAUACGCUUUACGAAUUGAAUAUCUUAAUGUAAUGAAUAAAUGAAAUUCCCUCGAAACUCGUCUCUGUGGAUUUUUUAUAAACCUUGAUUAUGGCUCGAUAAAGAAUAAUUCCUGAAGAAGGGGAGUUAGAGGAGGGUAAUAUUUUCGUCGCAUGGUAAUGAAUGACACACUUCAGAUUCCAAAAAUACGAAAAUAUAUUUAUUGAUUUGCGAAAUAAAAUAAUCUGGAAAAGUCCAUGAGACUCUCUUUUGGAACAUUUUUCAAUGCAAAAAAAGCGUAAUAUCGUGGGAACACCUUCAACGAGUUGCUAAAUAAAUAUUGACUUUCAAUUACAUUAUAGUAAUGGACAAUUGUAUUAUUUAACUAGCGUAAAUAAUGUACUGAGUUUUAGCAAUAAUAUCUGGCGUUGUAGCACUGCAAACAAUAUUGUACUCAAUUUAGUCAGUCCUGCAAGACGAAUGAAUAUCAAUUUCUCUAUUAUUUCAAACUAAUUGUAUCAUUUCAAUCUAGGAAACUACUAUUACAUCGUCCAACCCCCAGGGUAAAAAACUCCUCACGUAGUUCUCAUGGAAUCUACAAUCUCCAAACUAAUAUGCUAAUUACAUACAUGAAUACAUGAAUUUCAUAUACAAAACGUUAACAGUAAAAACUGGCCACGGUGAAUUAAUCGCACUGAAUCGCAUUAAAAUUAUCUUAACUACUGUCCAUCUUCACAUUUCGAAGCAGAAUGAAGAGCUGUUCAUUCCAUGUCAUGUAGUACUCGUAGAAUGAAACAAAAUAAUCGUAAAUUACAUCCUUCUCGACCUCAGUCCUGUCGCUUUUUUUUUCUUCGGCUUGGGGAAGAC
Molecule: messenger RNA, 3129 nt
Organism: Diachasmimorpha longicaudata
Lineage: Eukaryota; Metazoa; Arthropoda; Insecta; Hymenoptera; Braconidae
Product: BTB/POZ domain-containing protein 1-like
Exons: 4
Coding region: 576-2267 (563 amino acids)
Biological process (GO): neurogenesis
Cellular component (GO): P-body; cytosol
Molecular function (GO): protein binding
Source: RefSeq, a predicted model, not a curated record